Molecule: messenger RNA, 585 nt
Organism: Eurytemora carolleeae
Lineage: Eukaryota; Metazoa; Arthropoda; Copepoda; Calanoida; Temoridae
Exons: 5
Coding region: 179-517 (112 amino acids)
Source: RefSeq, a predicted model, not a curated record
AGUCCCUUUAAUAUUAUACUCUUUCUAAUAAACCAUUUUCUUUAGUUUGAAACUCAACGUCAAAUUCUUUCCAUUUUGCCUGAUGUCGUGCACACUUCUUGCUUAACAUAAAACUUUCAUUAAAUUUACAAUAUUGUAGGCUGAUAAAAUUAAUCAGACUUUAGCAGGAAAAACUGUCAUGUAUGGAUCCAAGGACACUUUUCUUCAAUUUGCAAACACGUAUAUUGACACUUCUGCUUUGAAACAACCUGCUUUUUACUUCAGUAAGGAGAGAGUAGCAGCUUACUAUGUUGGAUGGAUUGUUCAGAAAGACUCGAAAUGGCUGAAACCUUUAGAUCAUCAUAUUUUGCUUUGUGAUCAGGCCGGGUUUAAUGUAAAAAUAAGAAGAUUUCUGCAAGUAGAUAGAACUGCAAAUGAUGGAUCUGAAAUGGAGAAAAUGAAUGUUGAACAUGUAGCGGUUGGAUUCUUUAUUCUUGGAAUUGGAUAUGUUGUUUCAGCACUAGGGAUGAAUAUUUAAAAUUGAAAUUUAUUUUGAAAGUAAAGGUUUAGGGGUGACCUUACAUCAUUGCAUCACCAUUUUUUGGU